AUGGGACAAUUGAUAGAAGAUGAAAUUGGAACCGAAUCUAAAUGUGAAGAUCCAAAUAAGGACGAACAUUCAGAUGAUGUUGAUAGUAAUAAAGAUUGUACGAACGACACAAUGCCCCCGCCUCCUUCACCUGUAAAAGGCGUUCUACCCUACCUGUCGCCUGAAAGUCUACAUUCUUUUCCGCCUACGCCUUCCUCCGACAUUUACAGCCUAGGUAUUCUGAUGAGCGAACUAAUGACUGGUACUUUCGCCUUUUCUUGUCGGGCGCAUGAUCACGAUCUCGCCCGCGAUGUCUGCCUUGGCCUUCGCCCUAAAUUGGAUGAAGAUAUAAUACCGAGAAAGUACGUUGAGGUGGUCAAACAAUGUUUAAAUGCGCAGAGUGAAGAGAGACCGAGUGCAAAGAGUUUGUGUGAUAUCUUUGAGGAUUGGAGCAAAGAUGAAGUCAUGUAUGAGGUGUUUUUGAACAUGGAGAGAAAGGCGAAAAGGCAAGACAAAGAUGGUAGUGUUGAUAACAGUAAACAAUCGGAUGACAACAAUAAAGGCGGGCAUGCAAUGCACGAUGAAGAGGUUUAUCAUUCCCGGGCGUUCACAUUUCGUGGAUUGCCUACUCCAGUUAAUGACGGCCUGACGGAUAUAGAUGUAAAGGACAAUCAAGUUGCUUAA
Messenger RNA from Paraglomus brasilianum, 663 nucleotides. Lineage: Eukaryota; Fungi; Glomeromycota; Glomeromycetes; Paraglomerales; Paraglomeraceae. The record is from the annotation of a GenBank genome assembly.